UUACAUUUCGUAAUCCUACUUCGUCCAGCAUGGCGAUCGUCUAGUUUCAGUCCUCUUUUGUACGUUGUUUUAAGUAGAGCGUUAUAAAAGCACUUCUACUUAUAAUCACCAUAUACAUUCCAAAAUGUUGAAGUUCGUGAUCGUGUUAUCGGUAGUUUCGUGCGUACUAGCCGCGCCAACAUCUGAAGGUCUGCAGCCACAGUUGGAUGGACGUAUCGUCGGCGGUGUUCCGACAACAAUUAGUUCGUUUCCAUGGCAAAUAUCGUUACAGCGCUCCGGCUCACAUUCAUGUGGUGGCUCCGUUUACAGUGAAAAUAUCGUAGUCACAGCUGCACAUUGCCUUUCUUCAAUGCCAGCACUUUCUAUACUGAGAGUUCGCGCCGGUUCGUCGUACUGGAAUUCUGGUGGUAUAUUUUCCCAAGUUGCUGCAUACAAGAUACACGAACUGUACGGUCAGGAUGGCAUGUCCAACGAUAUUGCUCUCAUACUUUUAGCCACUCCACUUAAGUUUAGCUCAACCAUUAAACCAAUUCCUUUGGCUGUGACAGCGCCACCAGAUGGUGCCGUAGCUGUUAUAACCGGUUGGGGUACUAAACGUUCUGGUUCACAGACAUUACCCACGCAAUUGCAAGCUGUCAAUUUGGAAGUAGUCAGUUUAGCUAAGUGUGCCUCGAAUGCUUAUGGCUAUGGUGAAGAGGUCACGGAAACUAUGAUCUGCGCCUACACCUCCGGUAAAGAUUCAUGUCAAGGUGAUUCUGGUGGUCCCAUGGUUGCGGGUGGCGUGCUGGUUGGUGUUGUAUCUUGGGGUAUGGGAUGUGCUUUCCCCAACUAUCCGGGUGUAUACGCUGAUGUGGCUGCCCUACAUACAUGGGUAGAGAAUACUGCUGAUGCAUUGACUUCACAGUUUAAUUAAAGAGGAACAUAUUAAUUAAAGAGUUUUUACAAUAUGAUAAGAAAUUUACUAUAUUAAUAACCAAA
Molecule: messenger RNA, 978 nt
Organism: Zeugodacus cucurbitae (melon fly)
Lineage: Eukaryota; Metazoa; Arthropoda; Insecta; Diptera; Tephritidae
Product: trypsin alpha
Exons: 1
Coding region: 125-913 (262 amino acids)
Biological process (GO): proteolysis
Molecular function (GO): serine-type endopeptidase activity
Source: RefSeq, a predicted model, not a curated record